AUGAUAGACAGGGCAUCAAGCCCAAUUACCAGGCCGGGGGAGCGGACGCACCACUCUCGGCCUAUAUCCCGCAGAUUCACGACCCUCGAGGGGUGGCGGCAGACGCGGGACGGCCUCUACCUCGCUGCAGGCUCAACUAUAUCCAGUCUCAUCCCCAACCCGAGCUAUGAUGCCGAGUGGCAGAUCCAUGACGAUGGACCCGUACAGACAAGGCUCUCCGUGUCGUCUCGCGGCUCGAGCUUCACGUCCGGCACCCUUCUCUACGGCCAAGGCGGGCGGCAGCGUUGGAGCACCAUGGACGAGCAUGAUCCUCCUGUUGGGCCUCUGGGGACGCAGGACGAGGAUCCGUUUGCCGACAGCAACGCUCUCGAGCCGCAUGGGGAGAAAGGGCCGAUCCCGGUGGAGGAGACUGAGAAGCCGUUCCACGUCUUCACCAGGAGGCAGAAAUGGUUUGCCAUCGCCACCAUUGGCGUCGCCGGCCUCUUCUCCGGCCUCUCCUCCAACAUCUAUUUCCCGGCGUUGGGCUCCAUCGCCCAGGAUCUACACGUCAGCCUCAGCGCCGUCUCCUUGACCAUCACGUCGUACCUCGUCAUCCAGGGAAUAUCGCCGCUCAUAUGGGGCUCCCUCUCCGAUACCCUAGGCCGUCGCCCAAUCUACAUCUACUCCUUCUCCGUCUACAUUAUAGCCAACGUCGUCCUCAGCUUCUCGCCCAACUUCGCUGUGCUCCUGGUUUUCAGGGGGCUGCAGGCUGCGGGAAGUGCGUCCACUGUCAGCAUUGGCAACGGCGUUAUCCAAGAUAUCGCCCUUCCGGUUGAACGAGGUGCUUUCAUCAGCUUCUACCAAGCGAUUCGCAACUUCAGUAUAGCCAUCGGACCUGUACUUGGCGGACUUUUCGACAACUUCUUUGGAUUUCGAUCAAUAUUCGUCUUCCUCCUAAUAGCGUCCAGCCUUGUUCUCAUCGUCAUCGUCUUAUUCCUUCCCGAGACCCUGCGCACCAUCGCAGGUGACGGCAGUCUAAGACUGUCCGGAAUCCAUCGGCCCCUGAUCCAGCGAUAUGUGAAAGAGCCCGUAUAUGUGCAAGAUCCGGACGGCAGGCCGCCACGCCCUCGGGUGACCGUUGGGACCUUUCUCAGGCCGCUUAAGCUCCUGACGGAGAAAGACAUCCUCGUUAGCCUAAUCUUCGGCGGCGUCGUCUACGCCGUCUGGAGCAUGGUAGUGGCAAGCACAACGGGACUAUUCAAGGAGCGAUUCAAUCUCAGCGAACUACUUCUUGGACUCGCCUUCUUGCCAAACGGCGCUGGCACGAUUGUCGGCUCAGCAAUCGCCGGGAAGCUCAUGACGCUUGAGUUCUUGAAGUCAGAAGAGGUCUACAUGAAGAAGAACCCCGGGGCGGCGUUGCCGUCCCAAAACAAAAAGAACCUCCCCCUAGAUUUUCCAAUCGAACACGCACGACUCCGGCACGUGCCGUGGAUCACGGCUCUAUUCGUACUCCUGACUUCCAGGCCAGGGUGGAUUGCCGUCCCUCUUCUCCUGCAGUUCAUCAUCGCCGCGACUUCCAACGCCGUGUUUGCCAUCAACACGGCACUGGUGGCGGAUCUCUGCCCGGGCCAGGGCGCCAGUGCCACGGCCGUCAACAACCUCGUCCGCUGCAGCCUGGGGGCGUUGGGCGUCGCAUCGGUGGAUGCCAUGCUCGCUGCUUUUGGGCCCGCCGCAACCUUUCUGAGCCUGGGCCUCGUCUCGGUCGCCAUGGGAGUGCUGCUGGCCGCGGAGUGGUCGUGGGGCAUGCAGUGGAGGGGCAGCCGGGAACGUGCCACGGAAGCUCAGGCGAACGGAGCAUGGGCGGGUAGUUCAUGA
Molecule: messenger RNA, 1854 nt
Organism: Hirsutella rhossiliensis
Lineage: Eukaryota; Fungi; Ascomycota; Sordariomycetes; Hypocreales; Ophiocordycipitaceae
Product: major facilitator superfamily domain-containing protein
Exons: 7
Coding region: 1-1854 (617 amino acids)
Biological process (GO): transmembrane transport
Molecular function (GO): transmembrane transporter activity
Source: RefSeq, a predicted model, not a curated record